Molecule: messenger RNA, 3100 nt
Organism: Durio zibethinus
Lineage: Eukaryota; Viridiplantae; Streptophyta; Magnoliopsida; Malvales; Malvaceae
Product: F-box protein SKIP14-like
Cellular component (GO): cytoplasm
Molecular function (GO): protein binding
Source: RefSeq, a predicted model, not a curated record
AAGAAAUACAAAGCUAUUAAUUAAUUAUAUUUUAUAUGAAAAAAUCACUCUGAUUUUUUUUUUGAAAGUCACUACCUAAAUAAAACUCUUCAAAGGGUUAAACUCAAUUGGCCAGGAACUUUGUUUCCUCUGCCUUCUUUCUCUCCUUCUUCUCUCUUAUUUUUAGCCAUCUUUGUUUCCUCUGUUUCUCUUAUUUCUUUUCCCUUUUUGUUUUUCUGUUUCUCUUUCUCUCCGCAUUGCUCUUUGCAUGGAAAAGUUUGGUCAAAAACUUUUGAUUCUUUGUCUCAUGAAUUAUAUUCUCUCAUAAUAAAAAAAAAUUCUUUUUUUUUUUCUUUCAAAUCCCUUGUGCUUCUUCAGUUCUCUGUCUCUCUCUCAUUGUUUCAAAGUUCCAGUUUUUACCUUCAAAUUCACAUAAAAGGAUAAAAAAGAUUUUUUUUUCAGCUUAAAUUAGGGUCCUUUCAUUAGGUUUUUGCAAGAAACUCUAUUGAAUUUCUGGCGUCUUAUGUUUUUCUUUAGGUCUUGUUUUGUCACCUGAAAAAUUGGUUUUCUUGUAUUUUGAUUACACUUCUAUAAAUUUGAUUCAUUUAUUCUGGUUGUUGAAUCAUCUUAUUUCUUUCAAUUCUUGGCUGAGUUUAGGGUUCUUGAUAGAGGGUAAUUUUUUUUUUUGUGGGAUUUGUUGGUGAUUGAAGAAUAAAAAAAAUGGCUUUGAAUUGGGAUGAUUUUGGGAAUUCUUGGAGUUGCAACUGGGAUGUAGAAAAAACCCAUUUAAGUGGAAGUGGCAACAGUGAAUCGAAAGGCUUUUCUGAGGCUGUUAAUGAUGAUAUUGUAGCUAGAUUGCCUGCAGAUCCAUUUGGGAUGGAAAUAAGGUCUACUUUUGCUGCAGCAAUAACAGGUUGGAUUGAGGGUUUUGAGAAUGAUUUUGGGUCAGAUUUCUGUGUGUUUGGUAAACAAGAUGGUGAUGAAAAGAAGAUUGCUGAUCAACAUUUGUUUAAGGGUCUAAAUUGGGUUUGGAAUGGUACCAUGAGUUUCCAACAGGAACAAGGUAACUCUAGUUUUUAUGGAUUUGGUUCCGAAGAUGUUGAUAAAAAGAUUGGUGAUCAAUCAUCUUUCUUUAAGGGUAUGAAUUGGGUUUGGAAUGGCACCAUGAGUUUUCAACAGGAAGAAGGUAACUUUGAAAUCAACGAAAUAUCAAUCCCAAAUGAUGAUUUUAAUGGAUUUGGGAUUGGUAAUGGACUUUCCAACGGAGAUUUUCUGUUCAAUGAUGAAGGUAGAGGAUUGGAGGAUUGCAAGGGAGUUUUUUGUGAUGAUAACGAAGGAACUGCUCCAAAUGAUGCUUUGUUUUUUGCUCUUGGUUAUCUUGGUGUUGAGGAUCUCCUUGCAGUCGAAAGGGUCUGUAGGUCUUUGCGGGAUGCGGUUAGAAGUGAUCCUCUUCUGUGGAGGAGCAUCUAUAUUGAACAUUCAUUGAGUAAAAGGAUUACCGAUGAUGCUCUUUUGAAAUUAACUAGCAGGGCUCAAGGCACUCUUGAAUGCUUGAGUCUGGUGGGAUGCGUAAAGAUCACUGAUGAUGGCUUGAAGCUUGCGCUUGAAAGCAAUCCCAGGCUUAAUAAGCUAAGUGUGCCAGAAUGUACAAGACUCAGUGUUGAGGGCAUUUUGUCCAAUUUAAGAGCCUUCAGGUCUGCUGGGUUCCCGGGAAUAAAGUACUUAAGAAUAGGCGGACGCUUUGGUGUAACAGAGGAGCAAUUCAAAGAGUUGAAGUUCUUGCUUGGUGCAGAUAAACCAAUGCAAUUGGGAGCACAAAAACCACAAUUUUUUCGUCAGGGGCAGUUGCAUCUCAUGUGUGAUGAUGAUAGGGCCAUUGACAUUGAGGUUUGCCCCAGAUGUCAAAAACUGAAACUAGUUUAUGAUUGCCCAUCAGAGACUUGCAGAAGAACACAUCAUGCUGCUCAGUUGUGCAGGGCUUGCAUUCUCUGCAUUGCACGCUGUAUUUGUUGUGGGUGCUGUUUUAAGGAUUGUGAUUAUGAGGAAACAUUUACUCUAGAUUUGCUUUGUUUUAAUUGUUGGAAGCAAAUCCUUAAUCGUGAAGAAAAGCCAGAAGUAAUGGGUGCCUCCUCUUCUAAGCACACCGUCUUUCAUCAAGAGACAAGGUAUCAGUUCUGUUUUUAUGGCUAGCUUAGAAGACAUUCUAUUCCCUUUGGCUGCAGACUGUGGACAAGACAUCUGCACAACCUAGCAGGUGGCUGUUGAAUACGUGCAUAGAUGCCCUAGUAAUGAAGUUUGACAUGAUCCAUGCACCUUAUGCAGCUUCAAAUUGCUACCUUAACUUUGUUGGUUCAUGCAGUGAAGAAUUGAGGUCACUUCUUUUGAUCUUGUGAAAAAUCGAGGUUGGUUGGCAGGAACAAGAAUGAGAUGCUGAAGACAGAUAAGCUGGUGAAAAAAAGAACAUAAAAUGGAAAAAGAAAGAGAAGGUAAAACAAAAAAAAAAAGAAAAGAAAAGAAAAGAAUUACUGGGCAUGAAUAAACAUUUCUUAAGGCGGGCUGUUUUUUUGGUGGGAGGACAUGAAGCAAGUGUUCAGAAUGCUUUCUGUCUGUGUCAUUGCAUUGUUCUUCAUCCAAUCCUUGUGAAUGAGGCGAAGCAAUAUUGGCAAGCAGAACAAAGAAAAAUGGUCUGGAAUCUGGAUGGUGUCUGCUCUCCAGUAGCCAGGGAAACAAUGCUACAUGUUCAUCGUAACCCAAGACGCAUCAGGAGUAAAUCCGUUAUUUUCAUAGGAUCUUGUUGCAAAGAUUGGAAGAUAACUGUAAUCUGAUCUGAUCAACGGGAGCUCUUAUUCUCCAGUCAUUGUUCUUCUUUCCCUUUGCAUCGAACACCAACAUGUCCACCGAUGGAUUGUUUUUGAUGUCAAAACAACAAUAACCUAUGAAAGUUCACCUUAUUCCCUUAUGUAAUGAAUGAAUAGUAGGAGACUUUGCAGUGUCCUUUCUUGUCUUUGGUUUCUGACCUGUAGAUUAUAUUUUCUUGGACAAAACAAUGCUUUAAUCUUUGUUCUUCAUGACAGAAAUCAUUUGCUACUCUUAAUUAGCCAUUAACUGCAUCUAAUCUUCG